GAAAUCAUGAUACCAUUGAAAGACAAACAGUGCUACGAACAUGAGAAUGUCACAUUCGAGUGUACACUCUCGAAACCUGAUGUCCCAGUGAAGUGGCAGAAAAACGGCAAGGAUGUCUCUGCGGAUUUCACCGUCAAGAUGGACGGGAAUAAACACUACUUGACAAUCACCGAUGCUCAGCUGGACCAUGAGGCCGAGUAUACGAUUGUUGUGGGCCAACUUAAGAGCACGGGAAAGCUCAAAGUGCAGGAAGUGGAUGCUCAGUUCACCAUCCCCCUAUCCGACAAGACUGUCAAGGAGGAGGAAUACGUAGAAUUCACCGCCGAGCUCACCAAACCCAAUGUCAAGGUCAAAUGGGAGAAAAAUGGCAUCACGCUGAAACCUGGAGCAGAUGACAGGAUCAAGAUGACAUCGGAAGGCACAACCUACAAGCUGUGCAUCAGUAAGAGCAUGCUUGAUGAUGAGGCAAAGUACACUAUUGUGUUGCCUAGCGACAAGAAGAGUAGUGCCACUCUUACAGUAGAAGAGGUACCCAUAGUUUUAGUCAAACCUCUCGAAGACAAGACCGUCCGUGAACACGACACCCUCGCUUUCGUUUGUGAGGUUUCCAAGCCGAAGGUCAAUAUCAAAUGGUUCCGUCACGACCGCGAACUACUUCACGAUGACAAGUUUGAUAUGGUUUCGGAGGGUGUCUCUCACAGUCUGACGGUGAAAGACGCUUUGAGAAUCGACGAAGGAGAAUAUACAAUUGUGAUUGAGGGAUCACUGAGGUCAACUGGAAAGCUCAAAGUUGAAGCUGUUCCUGGUGCACCAAAAGCCCCUAUCAUCUCGGAAAUUUUCAAGGAAUCUUGCGUUGUUGCUUGGCAACCACCGGAGGACGAUGGCGGCUGUCCACCGAUCACUGGCUACCAUCUUGAGCGUCGCGUCGUCGGCGGUCCAAGAUGGCUGAAACUGAACAAGGAACGUACUCCCGACCUGACGUACAAGGUCACAGAUCUUAGCGAGGGGUUGGAAUACGAGUUCCGUGUCAGUGCCGAGAAUAAGAUAGGAGUAGGAGAACCUAGUCCCCCGUCCAAACCAUUUACCGCCAAGGACCCAUGGAACCUCCCCGGCCGACCUGGUAUUCCCGCUUUCAGUCGGGUCACCGACGACUCUAUCCAUCUCAACUGGACCCCACCAGAAGAUGACGGCGGCACACCAAUAUUCAACUACGUCAUUGAAUACCGCCUCAAAGACGCUCCAACGUGGACCCGGGCCAACAAGGAUAAGGUACCAGAGUUAGAGUACACGGUGCCUGGCCUCAAGACCGAUAAGUUAUAUGAGUUUAGGAUCCGUGCCGAGAAUAAGGUCGGUGUUGGUGAGCCGUCGCAGUCGACCGAGGCCAUCAAGAUCAAAGCACCUCUUGUUGGUGAACCGCCUGUGAUCACACUUAACAUUGAAGAUGUGACUGUCGUCAUGCCCGAGACCGCCACGUUGAACUGUGACAUUGAGCCUGGCAAACCAGCAGCUGAAGUCAAAUGGUACAAGGGUGACCAGCUUGUGAAGAAAGGAAACAAGUACGACAUCGUACACGAGGGAAAGGGAUCCCAGCUGAAGAUUAAAAAAACAGAGCUCUCCGAUGGAGGACGGUAUACCUGCAAGGCUACAAACGUCAUUGCCUCGGUGGAGACAUCAGGCAAUGUCACAAUUCACAAAAAGCCAACUAUCACGUACGAGGAUGCCCUGAAGAAGACACAGUCGCUGAAGGUCAACACCAUGCUCAAGAUUCACGUCGAAGUCGACGGCAUCCCGCAACCGACUACAUCCUGGUUCCACAAUGAUCAGCCAAUCACCGAGUCCAAGACGCACCAGUUGGAAUUCACCGAUCAUUCUACUACACUGACAGUUAAAAAUGUCACUCGGGAUGACAGCGGUCUGUAUAUGGUGAUUGCUGAAAACGUUGCCGGAAAAGCGCAAGCUGACUUUGAAUGCAUCGUCAGAGACAAGCCAUCUCCACCACAGAACUUGGAAGUUACCGACAUCCAACGGGACUCUGUGGCAGUCAAAUGGGACGUCCCCAAAGACGACGGCGGUGCACCAAUCACCGGGUAUAUUGUCGAGCGCCGUGACAUUAAGAAAUCGACUUGGAUUGAGGCGGUUAAAACCGAUGCGAAGACUUUGAAAAGCAAGAUUGAGAAGUUGAUUGAGGGUAACCAGUAUCUGGUACGAGUUUCAGCGGUGAAUGAGAUCGGGACUAGUAACCCAGUUGAGCUCAAGGAACCAGUGACCUGCAAGAGCCCCUAUGAUGUUCCUGGCCCACCGAUUAACGUCCAAGCCACCGACGUCUCAAAAACUCAGAUCACCCUAACGUGGGAACCACCGACCUACGACGGUGGCCUCCCUAUCAAGGGAUACAAUGUAGAGAGAUGCCAAGUUGGCAGCACUCGCUGGAUCAAGCUUAACAAAGACCUCGUCCCUGAGUUGACAUACACAGUGUCUGACGUGACGGAGAACCAGGAAUACCAAUUUAGGAUCUCGGCUGAGAAUGAUGAGGGUGUCGGACCUCCGUCUGACGUCUGUGGACCUAUCAAGGCCAAGAAUCCAUUCGACCCACCAGGCAAACCUGGGAAGCCGGUCGUUGAAGACCUCACAGAGGAAACUGCCAUGUUGAGGUGGACGCCCCCAGAAGAUGAUGGUGGUGCCCCCAUCACUAACUAUAUCGUCGAGAUGAAGCAUCCUGGAGAUAAAAAAUGGACUGUCGUUGACACCAAGGUUCCGUCAGUUGAAUACCUUGUGAAAGGACUGACUCCAGAGACAGAGUAUAUCUUCCGUGUGACUGCUGAGAAUAAAGCUGGACAGGGACCACCAUCCGACCCAUCUGAUUUGGCUAAAUAUGAAAUCCCCAUCAAGAUUAUUCGUCCACUGACUGACCAAGAAGUCAGUGCGCUGCCCGCGCAGAGAACAUUCGAAUGCGAAAUCAACAAAUCGAACUUGAACGUCCAGUGGUUCAGGAACGGCAAACCUUUGACUCCUGGCAAGAAAUACAAGAUGGAGGCUGUUGGUAACGUCUACCGUCUGGCAAUCAAUGACAUCACGGCAGAAGAUGAUGCUGAUUAUACGAUCAAGGUUGUUGAUAAGAAUAUCGAGUCAACUGCUGCCCUCUUCGUUAAAGUUCCACCAAAGUUCUUGCUAGACAAGAACUUCAAAGACACAAUUACACUUCAUGCGGGCAAAUCACAGAUUGUGGAGAUUCCAUUUGAAGGCAGCCCGAUGCCAGAGGUCAAAUGGAUGUUCAACGAUGGUGCAUUCACUGAUGAGAAACGCAUCAAGGCGGAGACGAUCCCUGGAAUGACGGCCUUGACCCUUGGCAAGGUCACUCGUCCCGAUGCCGGAGAAUACCAUCUCACCAUCAAGAACGACUUCGGAAGUACAAAUGUGGUGGUAACGUUGAUUGUCUUAGACAAGCCGACUCCACCCAGGAACCUUGAAGUUGACGAGGUCACGCCCGAAUCAGCCCACAUCAAAUAUGACAUCCCAGAGGACGAUGGCGGGUCUCCUAUCACAGGCUACAUCAUCGAGAAACGCGACAUCAAGAAGUCUGCUUACUCAGCCGUUACUACCACCAACGAAUUGGAGGCCAUCAUCCCUAAGCUUGUCGCAAAGAACCAAUAUGUGUUCCGUGUGGCUGCGAAGAAUGAUGUUGGGACCAGUGACUUUGUUGAGAGCAAGACCAUCACGGCCAAGUGGUCAUUUGACGUUCCUGGGGCUCCCGAUGCACCAACCAUCACAGACAUCUUCAAGACAUCAGCCGUUUGCAACUACAAACCACCAGAGAGUGACGGAGGCUCCCCCAUCAUCGGUUACCACAUUGAGCGCCGUUUGACAUCCAGUACCCGCUGGGGCAAAAUCAACAAGGAUAUCGUCCCUGACUUGACCUUCAAGGAUGAUGACCUCAAGGAGGGAAUGGAGUAUGAGUACCGGGUUGCUGCUGAGAACAAGGCAGGAGUUGGACCAUUCAGUCCGCCUUCCAAACCAUUCAAGGCAAAGGAUCCAUGGGACUUACCCGGCCCACCUGGUAUCCCACAAUUCAGCGAGAUCACAGACACAUCAAUCAGGUUGACCUGGACCCCACCGGAGGACGACGGUGGAACCCCCAUCACAAACUACGUCAUAGAGUACAAACUCAAGGAUGGGAAAGCGUGGACCAUCGGUAACGACGACAAAGUCACGGAUACAACAUUCAUCGUGAAACGCUUGAAAACUGACUCUGAAUACGUGUUCAGGGUUAGUGCAGUGAACAAGGUUGGACAAGGACCACCCUCACAGAAUACGCCUGCUCAGUUGAUCAAGGCUCCACUAGUUGGUGAAGCCCCGAAGGUCAGCCUGGGCAUGGAGGACGUGACCGUCGUCUCCCCAACAGAGGCAAUCCUCAAUUGUGACAUGGAGCCAGGCACACCUCAGGCAGAGAUCCACUGGUACAAGAACGGCUCUCAGAUCACCCCGAGCGACAAGUACGAAAUGACCCACAAGGACAAAAUGGUGGAGCUGAAGAUCAAGAAGUCCGAACCAAAGGACGCUGCAACGUAUAAAUGCGAGGCGUCCAAUAUUAUUGGUACUGUUGACACGUCUGCUAAGGUCACUGUACAUGUCAAACCAACAAUCAACUACGAGGCCAAGUUCAAGGAGGCACAGACCCUGAAUGCUGGUACUACCCUGAUCAUCCCCGUCAAGGUUGACGGUCUCCCCGUACCGACGACAACUUGGUUCAUGGGCGAGGCUCCCCUCAAGAACACCGACCGGAUGAAGAUAGACGUCAGCGAGACUACGACUUGUAUCACCCUGAAGACGGUGACGAGGAAGGAUGCUGGCUUGUAUGUCGUGUCGGCUGAGAAUAUUGUCGGGACAGCGAAUGCUCAAUUUGAGCUGAUCGUUAAAGACAAACCAUCCCCACCACAAGACCUAACUGUCGCAGAUGUCCAAAAAGAAUCCAUCACAGUCAACUGGAAAGUUCCAGCAGACGAUGGUGGCUCCCCGAUCACUGGAUACAUAAUCGAGAAGCGUGAUGCCAAGAAAAACACCUGGUCUAAGGCGGGAAAAGUUGACGCUAAAACCUUGACCUUCGACGUGACGAAACUGAUCACAGGCAAUGAGUACUUCUUCCGGGUGACUGCUGAGAAUGCUAUUGGUGUGAGCGAGCCAGUGGAAUUGACUGAGCCUGUCAUGGCUAAGAGUCCAUUUGAUGUUCCAACUGCACCAAUCAACCUACACCUGACUGACAUCAGCAAGACCCAGAUUUCGCUUGCCUGGGAACCACCAGAGAAAGAUGGCGGCACUCCAAUCAUCGGCUACAUCAUCGAGCGCAAGCAGACUACCAGUACCCGUUGGGUGACGCUGAACAAGGAACCAGUUCCUGAAUUGGCCUUCGAUGUCGCAGACGUGACUGAGAAUCAGGAGUAUGAGUUCCGUGUCUCGGCUGUGAAUGCCGAGGGACAGGGACCACCAUGUGAUACAAUUGGACCAAUCAAAGCUAAGAACCCUUAUGAUGUGCCCGGCCAACCUGGCAAGCCGGUCGUAGAGAACAUCACGGCCGAUUCCGCCACCCUCCGAUGGAAACCACCUCAAGAUGAUUGGGGCAGCCCCAUCACGAACUACACCGUUGAGAUGAAGCAGCCUAACGAGACAACAUGGUCGACGGUCAGCGCUGAUCUAACCGUGGCGAUGCCAGAGUUUACUGUCAACGGUCUGAAGCCGGAGACGGAUUAUAUCUUCAGGGUGACCGCAGAGAAUAAGGCAGGAAAAGGGAAGCCGUCGGAGCCAUCCGAUGUGGCCAAGUAUGUGAUCCCAGUCAAGAUCAUUCGACCACUACAAGACAUCAACAUCAAGCAACUCCCAAGCAAAGCCACCUUCGAGUGUGAGCUCAACAAAGCUGGCGUUGACGUUACAUGGUUGAAAAAUGGCAAGCCAAUCUCAGACAAGCGGUACCGUAUCGAGAAUGUGGACUGCGUGUAUCGCCUGCUCCUCGAUGAUGUCACAGAUGAGGACGAUGGUGACUAUACCAUCGCUGUCACGGCAGACCUCAAGUCAGAGGCUGGACUCAUGAUUGAAGUUCCUCCAGUUUUGAAACUUGACAAAGAUUUCAAGGACACCAUUAUAAUGAAAGCCAACACCUCAAAGAUCGUGCAGAUCCCCUUCGCGGCAAGUCCGGUUCCUGAGGUCAACUGGUCGUUCAAUGAUGGGAAAUUCUCUGAUGUUAAACGCAUCACGAUUGAGACUAUCCGCGGUAUGACAGCCCUGACAAUCAGUCGUGCCGAGAGGAAGGACGCCGGAGACUACCAAGUGACGAUUGAGAAUAAGUUCGAUACCUUGACUCAUACUAUCAAGGUCAUCGUCUUGGACAAACCCUCGCCACCACGUAACUUGAAGGUACCCGAGGUCACGCCAGAAUCUGCUAGAUUGACCUGGGACGUACCCGAAGACGACGGUGGAUCACCAAUCACUGGCUACAUCGUUGAGAAGCGUGAUAUCAACCGCCAGUCCUGGAAUAAGAUAACGGCGACCAAGGAAUUGACGUCACUUGCCGACAAGUUGAUCGAGAAGAAUAAGUACGUUUUCCGAGUUUCGGCUGAGAAUGACGUCGGUGUGAGCGAACCAGUUGAGAGUGCUCCAAUAACUGCCAAGUGGACCUUCGAUCCACCCGGGCCACCAGAAGCCCCCACCAUCACCGACAUCUUCAAGACAUCUGCCGUCAUCAACUGGCAGCCACCACUCCAAGAUGGCGGCUCUCCCGUCAUCGGCUAUCACCUGGAACGCAAGUUGACCUCUAGUACUCGAUGGGCCAAGGUCAACAAGAACAUUAUACCAGAACUCACAUUCAAGGAUGAGGACCUGACUGAUGGAAUGGAGUACGAGUACCGUGUGAUGGCUGAGAACAAGGCUGGAGUCGGUCCGCCAAGCUCGCCCUCCAAGCCAUUCAAGGCUAAGGACCCAUGGGACCUCCCUGGACCCCCUGGCAUCCCACAAUUUAGCGACAUCACCAACACGUCCAUCAAACUCUCCUGGACCCCACCAGAGGAUGAUGGUGGAACGCCCAUCACCAACUACGUCAUCGAAUACAAGCUCAAGGAUGGAGCCAAAUGGGCGAUAGGAAACGACGACACAGUCACAGAUACCACGUUCGUUGUAAAACGCUUGAAGACGGAUUCUGAGUACGUCUUUAGAGUCAGUGCUGUCAACAAGGUUGGCCAGGGCCCGCCGUCACAGAGUGAACCCAUCUUGAUCAAGGAACCUCUAGUUGGCGAGGCACCCUCCAUCAGCCACAAUCUCGAGGAUGUGACCGUCAUCUCGCCAGAGGUGGCCAAGCUUGACUGUGAUAUUGAGAUGGGGAAGCCAGAUGCUGAAAUCAAAUGGUACAAGGAUGGGAAACAGAUCACCCCAGGCAAGAAAUACGAGAUGACCCGCAAGGACAAGAUGGCCAUUCUCAACAUCAAAGAAACAGAACCCAAGGAUGAUGGCACGUACAAGUGUGAGGCAUCCAAUAUCAUUGGCAGCGUUGACUCGUCAGCCAAGGUCACUGUCCAUGUUCGUCCGGUCAUCGAUUGUGACAAGAAAUACAAGGAGCCUCAGAGUCUGCGUGCUGGUUCGACCUUGUCCAUUCCAGUCAAGGUCACUGGGAAGCCGCAACCAACUGUAUCAUGGUCACUCAAUGACAAAACGUUGACGUCCUCCGGUGACAUCACCAUCGUGAGUGAGGGUGAAUCGUCCAUGAUUACCGUGAAACCCUGCAACAGGACGGAGUCCGGUGUCUACCUUGUCUCGGCGCAGAACAUUGUCGGAACAGCUAACAAAGAAUUUGAGGUCGUCGUAAAGGACGUACCGUCCGUUCCACGCGAGCUCAAAGUUACAGAUGUCCAGAAGGAAUCCAUCGCAAUCAGUUGGCAGGUACCAGAGGAUGACGGUGGCUCACCAAUUACUGGUUACGUUAUCGAGAAACGUGACGCCAAGAAGAACACUUGGGCCAAUGCGGGUAAAGUAAAACCUGCUGAGUUGGCGUUCACUUUGACUAAACUGAUUGAAGGCAAUGAGUAUUACAUCCGAGUGAUUGCUGAGAAUCAGAUAGGGCAGAGCAAACCUGCAGAACUCCCAGAACCAGUCAAGGCGAAGAGUCCAUUUGAUCUUCCUGGUCCACCACUGAACCUCCGCCCAACCGAUGUCAGCAAGACCCAGAUCUCCAUCGCUUACGAACCACCAGAGUACGACGGUGGCACCCCGAUCAUUGGCUACGUGAUCGAGCGCCGACAGGCCUACAGCACCAAGUGGAUCAAGCUGAACAGGGAACCAGUGCCCGAGUUGGCCUACACCGAUUCCGACGUUACAGAGAACCAGGAGUACGAGUUUAGGGUCAGCGCACAGAAUGCUGAAGGUGUCGGCCCACCGUCAAAGACUCUUGGACCAAUCAAAGCCAAGGAUCCUUACGAUGUUCCAGGUCAACCGGGUAAACCCGUUGUGGAAGAGAUCACUGCCGAUGCUGCCCACGUGACUUGGGCGCCACCCAAAGAUGAUGGCGGAAGCCCGAUAGUCAACUACAUCAUGGAGAUGAAGAAACCCCAGGACUAUGAAUGGUCUGUCGUCAACGCCGAUUUCACUGUGCCAAACCCAGAGCACACUGUUAAGGGCCUGAAGCCAGAGACGGAUUAUAUCUUUAGGGUGACAGCUGUCAACAAGGCUGGACCUGGCAAGCCAUCGGAGCCAUCUGAUGUUGCCAAAUAUGGUUUUUCACCACUGGAUUUCAAAGAGAGCUCCUCAAGAACUUGA
Messenger RNA from Lineus longissimus, 8790 nucleotides. RefSeq names its product twitchin-like. The transcript is spliced from 30 exons. NCBI's taxonomy places the organism in Eukaryota, Metazoa, Nemertea, Pilidiophora, Heteronemertea, Lineidae. The coding region runs from base 7 to 8790 and encodes 2927 amino acids. Gene Ontology annotation, molecular function: protein binding. The record is from RefSeq and is a predicted model, not a curated record.